AUGGCCAUGACGACGAACGAGCAAGCACAGUGGCACGCACACUUACAGACCCCAGUGCUCUAUAAUCAUCACGCGCCCAUCGAAGUCGAGUCGGCAUCGAUACAGAGUGUCGAUCUUAAUGGAAUCAUGUCCACUCCCAGGGCUGCUGUCAACGAGGAGCGCGUUCUGAUUCUGACUCCGCUGCGAGACGCCGCCCCCUACCUUAGCAAAUACUUUGACCUUCUGUCUGAGCUUACAUAUCCCCAUGAUCUUAUCGACCUUGCCUUCCUCGUAGGCGACUCCACAGACGAUACGUUGGCCGUAUUGUCGGCAGAGCUGGACAGAGUACAGAAGCGCACCGAUAAGAUACCAUUUCACAGCGCACUGAUCGUAGAAAAGGAUUUUGGAGCUAUCUUCGGCCAGAGCGUCGAAGAGAGACACGGAUUCAAGGCUCAAGGGCCUAGGCGGAAAGCGAUCGCUAGGGCUCGAAAUUACCUUCUCUACACUGCACUGAAGCCAACACACUCUUGGGUGUACUGGAGAGAUGUUGAUAUCCAGGACAGCCCUGGUAAGAUUUUGGAGGAUUUCAUGGAUCACAACAAAGACGUCCUGGUACCAAAUAUCUGGUUUCACCGAUACGAGAAUGGCCGUGAUAUAGAGGGUCGAUUCGAUUACAACUCCUGGAUCGAGUCUGACACAGGUCGCAAGCUCGCAGACUCCUUAGAUAAGGAUGUGGUUUUGGCUGAGGGCUACAAGGAGUACAACACCAAACGGAAGUAUCUCGUUACACUGGGAGAUUGGCGGAAUAACAAAGAUGAGGAGGUGGAGUUAGAUGGAGUUGGCGGCGUGAAUAUACUAGUGAAAGCGGAUGUACACAGAUCAGGCAUUAAUUUCCCAUGCUACGCCUUUGAGAACCAGGCCGAGACAGAGGGUUUUGCCAAAAUGGCGAAACGAGCAGGUUACCAAGUUGUAGGACUACCGAACUACGUGGUUUGGCACAUCGACACCGAAGAGAAGCGAGGAAAUCUGGGUUCGAGACCGGCAUAUUAG
Molecule: messenger RNA, 1029 nt
Organism: Letharia lupina
Lineage: Eukaryota; Fungi; Ascomycota; Lecanoromycetes; Lecanorales; Parmeliaceae
Exons: 5
Coding region: 1-1029 (342 amino acids)
Biological process (GO): cell wall mannoprotein biosynthetic process; protein N-linked glycosylation
Cellular component (GO): mannan polymerase complex
Molecular function (GO): alpha-1,6-mannosyltransferase activity
Source: RefSeq, a predicted model, not a curated record